CCCAGGCGACGACUGCCGGGAACGGCCGUUUCCUUGGCUCUCCUCACGGAAUUUCGCGCACUGCUCUCCCCCACCGUCUGGCGCGUGCCUUUUACGCGCUGUGACCUUUUCCGUCGCCCGGUGCGGCGGAGGCGGCGGCGGCGGAGGAGGAGGAGGAAGCGGCGUCCACAGGAGUGACACGGAAGGUCACCUCGCGGCUUUCUUUCGCUUUCAAUUCCGUGUGGCGGCGGGGCUUUUCUGUAGGACCGGGUGGCGCGUUUUGGCCAGCGAGUGGGGAGGGCGGCUUGGCUUUCCCGCUUCGUGUCGCUGUUCACAGCUCGUGGGAGCAGCCAGGAAGCCCUGAGAGCUUUUGGAGAAAGAAGGAAAAGAAUCACACCCAUCUUGUAUAUGAAAUCUCUUAUAUGUGAUAUCUUACUCAUCUUGUAUAUGAAAAAAUCUCACCCAUCUUGUGUAUGAAUUAGCAGCAGGUGAAACAGGCACAAUGGUACACGCUGAAACUUUUUCUCGUCCUCUAAGUCGGAAUGAAGUUGUUGGUUUAAUUUUCCGCUUAACAAUAUUUGGUGCUGUGACCUAUUUUACAAUUAAAUGGAUGGUAGAUGCAAUUGAUCCAACAAGGAAGCAAAAAGUAGAAGCUCAAAAACAGGCAGAAAAGUUGAUGAAGCAGAUAGGUGUGAAAAAUGUUAAGCUUAGUGAAUAUGAAAUGAGCAUUGCUGCACAUCUUGUGGAUCCUCUUAGCAUGCACGUAACAUGGGAUGAUAUUGCAGGCUUAGAUGACGUUAUUACAGACCUGAAGGAUACCGUUAUUUUGCCAAUCAGGAAAAAACAUCUGUUUCAGAACUCCAGACUUCUGCAGCCACCAAAAGUGAACCCCGAUGUCCUCCUCCCACUUUGGCAGUUUUCCUUGUUGCCAUG
Python bivittatus (Burmese python) is the source of this 912-nucleotide messenger RNA. The record is from RefSeq and is a predicted model, not a curated record. Lineage: Eukaryota; Metazoa; Chordata; Lepidosauria; Squamata; Pythonidae.